This is a messenger RNA of Alosa sapidissima (American shad), 3215 nucleotides long. It is a transcript of the gene zbbx, whose product is annotated as zinc finger, B-box domain containing. The coding region runs from base 1 to 2901 and encodes 966 amino acids. Lineage: Eukaryota; Metazoa; Chordata; Actinopteri; Clupeiformes; Clupeidae. Gene Ontology annotation, biological process: cilium movement. The record is from RefSeq and is a predicted model, not a curated record. Gene Ontology annotation, cellular component: motile cilium. The transcript is spliced from 17 exons.
AUGAAUCUGAACGACUUUGUGAUCCUUCCUAACAAGCCCAAGUCUGUGAAGUUAAAUACAAGAGUAAUGGAGAUGUGGCGCUGUGCCCUCAGAAACCUGCGGGAGCUGCGCAUGGAGACGGUGCAGCUGGCCCAGGAGAGCACGGCCAUGGAGAGCAGGCUGCAGCAGCUCAGGGAGAGCAUGAGCCGAGAGAAGGAGGAGAGAGAGAGGUCUGGGGGAUUCCGCUGGAAGUCUGGAAAGGCGGGCGCCCUCACCGGCCCUGCCGCCCGGAGGAACCGUGAGAACGCCGCGCCAAAGGUCCCAGGGGCAAAGGUGAAGAUCCGAGUGCUCCGAGACGAGCCGUUGGCAGGUGAGUGUGUCAGCGAGGGUCAUGGGAAAAUGGAGGGGGUCCUCUCUUUCGGCUCUCACUGCCCGGCAGAGGUGCAGACGUCAGUCAGUGCUCUGGAUGUGGUCCACCGCUUCAAGCAGCAGGUGAGCCCGAAGACAGCACAGCCCGCUAGCGCCCCCACUGGACAGGGGAAGAAGGAGCCUGCCAUCUGGACGUACUGUGGAGAAAGAGAGCCAGCUGUCAAUCACAUGCGAGUGAGGAGGAGGAGGAGGAGGAGGAGUGGGCCGAGGAGGCGGUCAGUGGCGUCGCUGCCGGGAGGCUCCUCGCUGCUGAGGGGCCACUUUGACGAGGGAGGCGUCGGCGCGCUCCUUCCAGCAGGCUCUGCGGUGGUGGAGGGGGGGAGGAGGGAGGGAGACGCGGCGGACACACCACAGCAGGUGCAGGCCCACCGGCCACACUCAGCAGCACUGCCAGUGUCGACGGAGGCCACUGGGACUCAGGCAGACCUUCAAUCCAAGACUCUUCAGCCCAUUCAUGUGGAGUUCACGGAGCCGGGGCUGUGCUACUUGGACAAGCUCCUGAUCAAGAAACACCGCCGAAUGCCAAUCGAAGAGUAUCGACCGCUCUCCAGCGAAGCCUCCACUCAGGAGCGCUUGACACCCUCAAGCACAGAGACUGAUGGGGAGAGCCACAGGCUGACAGAGGAAGAGAAGGAGCUGCGGAAGUACCUCGCCGCCCUGUUCACUGUCCCACCUGCAGGGGGCGUCAGAGAGCCCCACUCCCCCACCAAGCCCUCCCUGAGCAUUGUGGAGAUGGCCCAGACAGUGUGCGACGCUGUGGGUACCUCUGCCUUUGGAGUGGAGCAGCGCGGAGCGAACACAAAGUUGGACGGAGGUAGAGAGAGUGUGAGCGAGCGGGGGAAGAGUGAGGAGAGGAGGAGUGUGGGCACUCGAUCUUCAGCAUCGUCUUCGUCGCCUCGGCUGCCUGCGUCGCCGGGGCCACGCUUCUCCCCUGGAGGUGGGUCAUCCAUCCCAUCUGACCAGAGCCCGACUCCGCCUCCAGGGCCCGCACCGAGAGCUGCUCUGCGGCCGACGCGCUCACCUGUGGCCAGCCGGCCUUCUCCUCGGCCUGCCUCUGGGCAGUCAGCAGCAUCGUCAGGCCAGCGCUUCACCAAGUCACCAAGGAGCAGAGGGUCAUGCAGCCCAAAGACCGACCGCAUGAAAACAUCCUCAAUAGAGUCCAAAACUCCGUCCCCGAGAAGCAGACCAGCAUCCUCCUCACAAGGUCUCGGUGUGACCCCUUCACCUCCUCACCCCCUCCAGACGCCCUCGUCCUCAGAACCUCAGUCACCCGCGCCCCUGUGCACCCCCGGACCAUCUCGUCCGUCCAGUCCAGGCUCCAGGACAUCUGCCCAGCCCUCCACACCUGGAUCUACAGUGGAGGCUUCACCCCCAUCAUCCAGGAUGGAGGCUACUCCACACCCCACCCGUGACAGCACCCCUCCACAGACCCCCUACUCCUUAACACCUGUCAACACAUCAACCCCACCCUCAGCUGAUCCCUCCACCCCACCUGCACACAGCCACCAGCUACCAGAUUCUGAUUCAGAUUCGGAGGAGGAGGAGGAGGAGGCGGAGGAGAGGGAGGACUGGAAGGGCAGUGUGGGGCUGCUGCUGGACGAGUGGGACUCCUCAGAUGAGGAGUUGAGCUGCUGUGUGGGUGGAGGGGACACUCUCUGUCCAUCCCCCUCCCCUCCCUCCCGCUGCCGCUCUGCAGAGGAGGAGCCGUCAUCUCCCCUGGGCCUCGGCCACUCUGAUGGACGCCUGUCUGAUCCAGCGCUUUUCACCGAGCCCUCCUCCGCUCUGCAGGCCCUUGCCCAGAGGCUGCCCACCCAAGCACACAGCUUCCUGGGCCUGGACGGCUUCCUGACCCUGGGCGUGGACGUGAGCUCGGCGCGGCCCAGCUCUGGCCCAGUCUCUGCUUGUACUCACACACCCCAGGUCCCCGGCCCGCAGAGAUCGCCACCACCCUACCGUGGAGGGCAGCUCAGUUGGAGGCCCAGCAGCAGCCUGAGAGAGAGCGCACCGGACGAGCUGGUCCUGGCCGUGCUGGAGAGCCAGAGCCCACGCCACACACUCAGCCGGCCCCCCUCAGCUGCACGCAGGCUCCACUCUGCUGGUAGGGUCACUCCAUGUCCUGCUCCUCGUCCCGUCAGCGUGUCCCGGCCCCUGUCUCGUGCGGCUCAGGAGAUCCUGGAGGUGCAGAGCGUGGAGCAGGAGGCGCCGUGCGACGGCGAGGAGCACGAGGAGGAGGAGGAGGAGGAUGACCGUCAGGCUCUGGCCAGUCUAGAGGAGGAGUUCAGACAGAUGAGCGCACAGCCAGGUGAGGGCCCCGGUGUCUGCAGGGGUCCCAUGGCGGCGCACGGUUCACCGACCGGGUCAGAGGGCCACCGUCCGACCGGGAGGAGCGCCAGCGGCGCCAGCAGUGGAGCGUCACGGUGCUGGACCAGCAGAGGUCACCUGGACGAGGAGGACAAUCUCGGGGACAAGCAUGAUGUUCUAGCACUCCGUUGACCAGUGCGUACACACACACACACACACACACACACACACACACACACACACACACACACACACACACACACACACACUUGCAUACACACUUCAAGGCUGCUUUUGAAUCCUGGAGUGGGGCCAUUAUGCUCGAUCAGUUGAACAGCAGGACUUGUGCCCAUCAUUUUGUUUGAGAUGGUAAUGCUGAGUAAUAACAAAGAUGCUUUAUGGUUUGUUUUUUUUUGCUGCAAUACUGAAGUGAUUCUCUUCCAUUUUAGUGCAGCGUUAGAUCAUUAAAAUGUAUUUAUGCCAUUGUAAUGAAAUUAUUUUUCUGC